AUGACUGUAUAUUUAUUUAGUAGAUUUUAAGUUGAAAUAGUUUCUUGCCAAUUAAAAUAAAAAUAUAAUAUUUUUAAUUCUUUUUAUUUACUAAACUAGCAAGCAAGCAAGCCAAAACCAUCCAUGAAUUCUUUUAAUAAAUAAAGAUAUCUUCAUUAUUUAUAACAUCGAAAGUUUUAAUAUUAUAAAUGUUCCAUGAUGUAGGAAAAAAGAUAGUAGAGUAAAAGAUAAAGAUGUGCAGCAAUUUAUUUAAAAUAUCUAAGUUGUGAUGAAUAAAAAUAAAUAGAAAAAUUUGAAGGUAGUGAAUGUCUAUUUAUUGAUUGGUGGAGUGAUGGACGCUAACUUUUCGAAUCAAAUAGAGAAUUUUGUUUUAAAUAACUCAGCAUAAAUGUUGAAAAACUAGUGGGCGUAAUUGAUUUUUAAAAUUUAUCAAAAUUUUUGAGCUGCUUCCCAAAUCUAGAAGAUUUUGAAGUAAAAAUACCCUAUUAGUUUUAAAUUGGAGAACAGGAAGCUGUUUAUUUUGGAGAAGGACUUAAAAAUCUUGCAAAUUUACAAAAUUUAUCUCUUUGCAUAAAUGUUAAUUAAAGAGGAGCAGAAUUAUUAGGUGACACUUUAGUAUAACUUAAGAAAUUAUAAGGUAUUAAAAUAAAACUAGCUAAAUUUUAAAAUGUUGGAGAUUUGGGUAUUUAAAGAAUUUGCUAGGGGAUCUAGACUUCAAAGGAAUAAUUAAAAAUGCUUAGCUUAUAAAUUGGCUAUUUCAAUUAAAUUGGAUAAUUAGGAGUAUAAAGUAUAGCAAAAUGUAUAAGAUAGCUAGACAUGCUAGAGUUUCUUAAUUUGAACAUAAAGAAAAAUAAUGACUUAGAUGCAGCUGGUUUCAGUGAUGUCUAUGAAUCUAUUUAAAGUAGAAAAUUAUUGAAGUGUUUAGCUCUAACUUUGACUGUGCCUGAUUCUGUAUAAAUAAAUCAACUUUAAAAUAAAAUGGAGUGUAAAGAUAGUUUGUAAAAAUAUUUUGUAAAUUUAGAUUUGCAUGAUUUAAAUAUGAUUUUUUUUUGCAAAUCUCUCAUUUAAUUUUCUAAUUUGUAAGAAAUAACAAUAAACUUAAAUUAUUCUUAAUAGUUAGAGGCUAUUAUUUAAAUUGCAGAGUCUUUGGAAUAUAUUAGAAAUAUAAAAACAUUAAUCAUUAGAAGCUAAAGAAUACAAUACAUUGAUAUACCUAUCAAAGUAUUACAACCUUAUAUAAAGACCUUAAGCUAAAUAGUAUUUUUGCACUUAGAUUUUUAAUUGUCUUAUUACAAUUAACCAUUAAGAUAAUAAUAUCAAUCUUUUUAUAAAACAAAAAGAUUAGUUGAAAUAAAUAUCACAUGA
Molecule: messenger RNA, 1365 nt
Organism: Tetrahymena thermophila SB210
Lineage: Eukaryota; Ciliophora; Oligohymenophorea; Hymenostomatida; Tetrahymenidae
Exons: 1
Biological process (GO): nucleocytoplasmic transport; activation of GTPase activity
Cellular component (GO): cytosol; perinuclear region of cytoplasm; nucleus
Molecular function (GO): GTPase activator activity; small GTPase binding
Source: RefSeq, a predicted model, not a curated record